CUGGACUCUGCCGGGUUUGAUUUUGCAAAGGAGAGACUCCCUUGGGUCACUUAGACUCUGGAGCCUUUUUUGUAUUUGAUGUCUGAAUGAGCGGACUCCACUCUGAUGUAGCAAAGCUGUUCUUUAUGAUAUGAUUGCUUUGUCGAUUUAUUUGUUGUGUCGUUGGGAUGACUGGAGGCUCCAAAUGUGGCUCUGAUCCUGAAGGCAGAGGAAGCCCUUUUGCUAAAGGGAGUCUCUGUGCUUUACGACGUGGUGAUGUAACUAUUUUAAAAAUAUUUCCUUAAGUGGAAAACAUAAUAGAAGAUACAAGGAUGGCAGUGACCGACAAGGGGAGAAAAAGACUGCACAGAGAGGAGAAAAAGAAAAAGCAAAGAAAAAAAAAAGAAAAAUGGAGAAGAGAAAGGAAAAAGGACAAAGAAGAAGUGGAAUAAAAGAAGCAAUGGAAGGAAUUGUUGCAAGAAAGAAGAAUGAGAACUUUUUCCAAAGGACAUGUUCAUUGAGAGUAUUAUAUAAAUAUUUAAAGGAAUAUUAGUCAAGGAAAUAGAAGGACAUAAGAAAAGAAAAUGAGAAGGACGAGGUAAAAAUAUGACAGUUAAGAGCAUGAAAACGACAUAGGGAAAGAGAACCAGGAAAUAGAAGGGAAACAGAAAAAAAGAAGAGAAACAAUCGCAUAAAAAAAGGAAGAAGAAAACGAUAUAUCAAGGAAGGCGACUAUACAAGCAGAAAGUAACACAGAAAGGGAGCAAGGAAGUAACAAAGAAAGAAUAGAGUGGAAGAAAAAAGCAGGAAGAUACAGGACCUGAGCAUCAGACACCGACCUUACGUUUGCACACUGAGCAGAGUUGGUCCCUACCAACGUUUCUCCCUGUUGGAGCACCACACCCCGGUACUGAUAUACCAUAAUGAUCACUGAUAUGCCAUAAUUAUCGCUGAUAUACCAUAAUUAUCGCUGAUAUACCAUAAUUAUCGCUGAUAUACCAUAAUUAUCGCUGAUAUACCAUAAUUAUCGCUGAUAUACCAUAAUUAUUACUGAUAUACUUUAAUUAGUGCUGAUAUACGUUAAUUAGCGCUGAGAGCUCCGACUUUGAUGGUCUCCAGCUCGGCGCAGGAGGCAAUUGGCGAAUUACCGGCCGGGGUAGAGAAGAGCAGAUAUUGGAAAGGAAGGGAAAAUGGCUUAAAGAUUAGGAAAGGGCAAUAAAUCAAAAAGAUAGUGAUCACGAAACGCAACAACAGAAAAGAACAGGAAAACGAUGAAGGAAAGGGUACGAAAGAGACGGGAAAGGAACACCAUUGAACAACAGAUAAAAAAUGGAAGGAAAAAAGAAAUGAGAAGAGGAAGGAAAGAAAAGAAACCUAUGCAAGCAAAUAGCAAGCACGAAAAGAAAUAAAAAUAAGAAGAGCCGAGGAACAGACAGCAGAGGGCAUGGCAGUGACGGGUUGGAGACACAGGGGCUGUCUUGAGCGUGUGGGGCGGCGGAGCAGCGCACGGUGUCGCUGCAGGCUCAGGAACGGCGUGCGGGCGGCUCCGCCCCGGUGCGGCGGAGAGCCCGGCUGUGAGCGCGGGGGGGCGGCGCGGGCCGGGCAGCAGAGCCGCUGCGUGCGGGCGGCGGCGGGAGCCGUGCGGGGCCCGUGCCGGGGCCGGCACCAACGGCGGCCACAGCGGCCACAGCGGCGGCGGCGGCAGCGAUGGGCUCGCGUUGGUGUGCGGCGCUGCUGCGGGUGCUGGUGCUGCAGGCGGCCUGGGCGCUGGCGGGCGGGCAGGUGCGGUACUCGGUGGCGGAGGAAGCCAAGGCCGGCACGGUGGUGGGCCGUCUUUCGCAGGACCUGGGGCUGGAGGCGGGCGAGGCGGAGGCGCGGCGGCUGCGGCUGGUGGCGCAGGGCCGGCGGGCGAGCGUGGAGCUGAGCGGGGCGAGCGGCGCGCUGCUGGUGAGCUCGCGGCUCGACCGGGAGGAGCUGUGCGGCAAGAGCGCGCCGUGCGCGCUGCGCCUGGAGGUGCUGCUGGAGCGGCCGCUGCGCGUCUUCCAUGUGGAGCUGGAGGUCACCGACAUCAACGACAAUGCCCCCAUCUUCCCCGCCGCACGAAAAAACCUCAGCAUCGCGGAAUUCACCACCCUGCCGGGGUCUCGUUUCCCGCUGGAGGGCGCAUCGGAUGCGGAUAUCGGAGCGAACGCGCAGCUCUCCUACACACUCAGCCCCAGCGAGCAUUUCGCGCUGGAUUUGCACCGCAGUGAGGAAUACCGAGAAUCCCUGUUUCUGGUACUUACGAAAUCUCUGGACCGCGAGACGACUCCCGUGCACCGGUUGGUGCUGACGGCGAGUGACGGGGGCCGGCCGUCCCUGACGGGCACCAUGGAGCUGGAGAUCUCUGUUUUGGAUGCAAACGACAAUCCGCCCCAAUUCAACCAGUCCGUGUAUAAAGUGCAGCUGCCGGAGAACGCUACAGAAGGGACGUUUGUGGCGAGGGUGAAUGCGACGGAUCCGGAUUUGGGAAGUAAUAGCGAAGUGACAUAUAGUGUGAGCAGUACUUUUCCUGAAAAGGGGAUAAACAUUUUUCUUUUAAAUGCGAGGACGGGUGAAAUUCAUCUAGCAGGCACCGUGGACUAUGAGGACAUUCGUUCGUAUGAGAUACAAAUCGAAGCAACAGAUAAAGGGACGCCCUCGCUAUUGGGUCACUGCAAGGUGGUGGUGGAGGUUCUGGACGUGAACGACAACGCGCCCGAGGUGCGGGUGACGUCGCUGUCGGUGCCGGUGGCGGAGGACGCGGCGGUGGGGACGGUGGUGGCGGUGCUGAGCGUGUCGGACCGGGACUCGGGGGCGAACGGGCGCGUGCGGUGCUGGGUGUGGCCGGCGUCGCCGUUCGGUGUGGAGGCGACGUUCUCGGGCUCGUACUCGCUGGUGCUGCGCGAGGCGCUGGACCGGGAGCGGGUGUCGGAGUACGAGGUGGAGGUGCGUGCGGAGGACGGCGGGGCGCCGGCGCUGCGCGCCAGCCGCGGGCUGCGGGUGCCCGUGUCGGACGUGAACGACAACGCGCCGGCGUUCGCGCAGGCCGUGUACACGGUGCUGGCGCGGGAGAACAACGCGGCGGGCGCCGAGCUGGCGCGGCUGUGGGCGCGGGACCCGGACGAGGCGGGCAACGGGCGCGUCAGCUACUCGCUGUGGGAGGGCGGCGCGGGCGCGCUGUCGUCGCCGUCGUCGUGGUCGGGGGCGGCGGGCGGCGGGUGGCGGCCGGCGUCGAGCUACGUGUCGGUGGACGCGGAGAGCGGGCGCGUGUGGGCGCUGCAGCCCUUGGACUACGAGGAGCUGCAGGUGCUGCAGUUCGAGGUGCGCGCGGUGGACGCGGGCGAGCCGCCGCUGAGCGGCAACGCCACGGUGCAGCUGUUCGUGCUGGACGAGAACGACAACGCGCCGGCGCUGCUGCCGCCGCCCGCGGGCUCGGCGGCCGAGGCGGGCGGCGCGGCGGCCGAGGCGGCGGCGGCGGGCUGGGGCUCGGGCACGCUGUGGGCGUGGGCGGCGUGGGGGGCGCCGGCGGGCCAGGUGGUGGCCAAGAUCCGCGCCGUGGACGCCGACUCGGGCUACAACGCGUGGCUGCGCUACGAGCUGCGGGAGGCGCGGCCCAAGGGCCCGUUCCGCGUGGGGCUCUACAGCGGCGAGGUGAGCACGGCGCGGCCGCUGGACGAGGCGGACGGCGCUCGCCACACGCUGCUCAUCGUGGUGCGCGACCACGGCGAGCCGGCGCGCUCGGCCACGGCCACGCUCAGCGUGUCGCUGCUGGAGGCGGCCGAGGCGGCGCUGGCCGCGGCCGCGGGGUCGUCGUCGUCGUCGUCGUCGUCGUGGCGGGCGGCGCCGGGCGCCGAGACGGGGCCCAGCGGAGCGAGUGCGGCCACCAACGUGUGGCUGGUGGUGGCCAUCUGCGCCGUGUCGAGCCUGUUCCUGCUGGCCGUGGUGCUGUACGGGGCGGCGCGCUGGGCGCCGCGGGCGGCCGUGCUGUCGGCGCCCGGGCCCACCACGCUGGUGUGCGCCAGCGAAGUGGGCAGCUGGUCGUACUCGCAGCGCCACAGCCGCAGCCUGUGCGUGGCGGACGGCGCGGCCAAGAGCGACCUCAUGGUUUUCAGCCCCAACUUCCCUCCGCCGCCGCCCGGCGCCGCGCCCAAGGACCCGCAGCCGGAGCCCUUCGCUCUCCUCCACACGGUCAGUGCCGAUCCCUUGCUCGCCUUUUCUCUUUCUCUCCCCACUCUGCCGAGUGUCCCCCGCCCCCUCUGCAGUUCCUGCUCUUACCGUGGCUCCGCCCCCGCGGCCUGAGGGCAGCGUAAUUUU
Messenger RNA from Prinia subflava (tawny-flanked prinia), 4314 nucleotides. RefSeq names its product protocadherin alpha-2-like. Bases 1687 to 4299 code for a protein of 870 amino acids. Gene Ontology annotation, molecular function: calcium ion binding. Gene Ontology annotation, biological process: homophilic cell-cell adhesion. Lineage: Eukaryota; Metazoa; Chordata; Aves; Passeriformes; Cisticolidae. The transcript has a single exon. Gene Ontology annotation, cellular component: plasma membrane. The record is from RefSeq and is a predicted model, not a curated record.